ACCUUUUCAAUAGCACACACACAAAAAGCGAUCAUAUUAUUAAAAAUAAAAGUAUGGAGUUAUGGACCAUCGAUUCUCCCAAUUAGAGCAGAAUUUAAGGCUUAUCCAGCAAGCAGAUCCAAUCUUCGCGUCAGGUUACUCGCUCGUUUAUGAUCGCGAAGUGCCUUGUGAAUUUAGAAAUCGCAACGCGAACCCGCUAUUCCGUGGGGUCUUAGAAUGCGUAAAGGUUAGAGUAUUUAUAAAGGGGGAUGAAUGCAAUUUGACGUCCCUUCUGGUCGAGAUCACCACCGACGUGGAUGUCUUCAUGCACUAUACAUGCAUUAUCAAUGACAAUGGAUUUUUGAGACUUCGUGAGGAUCAAAAUCUCCUCUGCGAGUAUUCCCAGUUCCUCAAAACGUUGCUUGUGCUGUUUAAUCGAUGCAUCGCGGAGCAAGGCCGACUUUUGUGCGCAAUAAUCUUUGAAACAAAAGAAAACGCCUCGUUAGAAUUCAUCGAAAAUUUGCAGUACAAGAUGGUUCGCGUUCUACUUCUGCCGUUAAAGGCUUCCUCUCCAGAAGUGGUUCGGGAACAAGUUCAGUAUCGCUACACCGCCACGCUCGCACGCUUGAACUUAGUGUUGGAGCAAAUGGAUCAAAAGUGACCUAUGUUAGAUUGGGAAAUAAAGUCUGGUAGAAGGGAUCCUAGUGCUUUCUCGCAUAUAUUAAAGCAACCUGUUGCAUGAGACCAAAUUCCUUUAUAUAUAUAUAUAUAUUUGUACAUAUUUGGUUCGACUAAUGUUCGAUGAUGAAUGAAGUUUACGUAUUGCUGUGUUUUCAUCAAUUCUAUCUCUGUAGGAUGUCGUGGGUUUAUGAUUUCUCUUCGGAUUUGGUGAAUCUUCUUCGUUUGCAUUGGUGUUAAA
Messenger RNA from Phytomonas sp. EM1, 898 nucleotides. NCBI's taxonomy places the organism in Eukaryota, Euglenozoa, Kinetoplastea, Trypanosomatida, Trypanosomatidae. The record is from the annotation of a GenBank genome assembly.